Messenger RNA from Actinia tenebrosa (Australian red waratah sea anemone), 5772 nucleotides. Its product is annotated as F-box/LRR-repeat protein 14-like. Gene Ontology annotation, molecular function: protein binding. NCBI's taxonomy places the organism in Eukaryota, Metazoa, Cnidaria, Anthozoa, Actiniaria, Actiniidae. Gene Ontology annotation, cellular component: SCF ubiquitin ligase complex. Gene Ontology annotation, biological process: SCF-dependent proteasomal ubiquitin-dependent protein catabolic process. The record is from RefSeq and is a predicted model, not a curated record.
GUGACCUUUACCGAACAAAGGGUCCCAAGUGUAUUGAAAUGCUCGAUCAAUUUCCUACGGCGCUCUUGCGCUACGGAGCGACAUGAAAGGUAGCUUUGAACUCACCAUUCACUGUCUUUUCCCCGAAAUCCUGGCACUGAUUUUUAGUUAUUUGGACGUCAGAGACAAGGGUAGAGUCGUUCAGGUUUGUAAGAAAUGGAGGGAAGCAGGAUAUAAUCGUCUUGUGUGGAGAGGUGUUCAGGCAAGGCUACAACUGAGAAGGUCAAAUCCGUACUUAUUUCCCUCACUCGCCAAGCGUGGUAUUAGGAAAAUCCGUAUCUUGAGUUUGAAAAAGAGUCUCAGCUAUGUUGUGCAGAACUUGCCAAAUAUCGAGAAACUUAAUCUGAAGGGAUGUUUCAACGUGACGGACAGUGGCAUAGGACAUGCUUUCACCAAAUGUCUUCCCUCCCUGACAGUGCUAGAUUUGAGUUUGUGCAAACAGAUCACGGAUACUAGUCUAGGAAAGAUUGCUGAAUUUCUUCAGAAUCUUGAAUUGUUGGACCUUGCUGGAUGCUGUAAUAUAACAAACACUGGACUGCUACUUUGUUCUUGGGGAUUACCAAAGCUACGAUACCUUAACUUACGGAGUUGUCGGCAUAUAUCUGAUGCAGGUAUACUUCAUCUUACCGGCCUCUCAAACAACAGCAAAGGCCUCGGCAACAAGAGUUUAACAACUUUAUGUUUACAGGACUGUCAAAAGAUCACUGAUAACGCUCUGAGGCAUAUUUCCAAGGGGCUAUCAAACCUAGAAUGUUUAAAUCUGAGUUUUUGUGGCAGUAUAAGUGAAGCUGGUCUGUCGCAUUUAGCAAGUAUUCGAAGCCUUCGUGAACUUAAUCUUCGAUCAUGCGAGGGAGUAAACGACGAAGGCAUCGCUCAUCUUGCAGUUGGAGGGCUUAAUUUAGUGUCUUUAGACGUGAGUUUCUGUGAUAAAAUAACUGAUAAUGCCCUCAACCAUAUAUCUAAUGGACUACAUCAUCUACAGAAUUUGGGACUUAAUUCUUCUAGGAUAACAGAUGAUGGACUGUGUACGAUUACCAGACAUCUUCGAGAACUGCGUGUGUUGAAUAUUGGACAAUGUACUCAAAUUACUGACCAAGCUAUAGAAUCUAUAGCUCUGUAUUUAACGUCUAUUACCAGCAUUGAUCUUUAUGGAUGUACGAAAGUUACGAAAUGUGGCUUGGAGAAACUCAUGGGUCUUCCUAAAUUAAGAGUACUGAAUCUUGGUCUUUGGCAAAAGUAAUUUUUAGUUAUGAGAGUAAUAUUGCUAGUCCUUUCUUGAUGUUAAGAAAUACACGUGUUGAGUGUACAAAACAAAAAGAAGAGAAAAUCGAUAUUAUUUUUUUGAUUUAUUUUUGCGAGCUUAGACAAAUAAAAGAUGAAAAAUUAAUCAAGACCAUGCCCAGGCCCAGCAAACGAAAAAGGUCAAGUUCCAGUGAAAUGGCAACUUGAAAGUACAUUUUUAUUGGCAUCUGAAUUAAUACUAUCAUCACCACAUCAUGAUAAUCAACUUUUUUAAGAGCAUAAAUCAUUAGGAUAAGAAUUCUUAAAUUCAUCAAGUCAAAGGAAGGCUAGCAUAACGAUUAGACCCUAGAAAGCCAAGCAACUGCUUGAGUGUGACACUGAAAUGGUUGCCCUUUUUGUAACACAAUUACAAACAGAAAAAAAGUUUCAAUUUAACUUUAGUUACAGUUAACUGUAUAAUUAUUAAGUCAUGUAGGUUCUUGGUCUACUGUGCAAAUUGGAUAUUAGCCAGUUUGUUUUUAAUAACUUUUUUCAUAUUAUGGAUCGAAGGUAUGCUUUUCUUAAUCAUCUAACUUGUCUCAGCCAUCAAAUAUUAUUUUUUGAGGGGUAUAUUAAUUAGGUAGUCUUUUAUAACCAUUUGAAAUGGUUUAAAAUCAAAAGUACUUUCUAUCGAAAAAUUAAAAAAAUAGGUCUGAUUGUUAAACACUCUUUUUUCCAUUUCCUGUGAAAACACUUCAAUCUCAAACUGCUAAAAGUGUUCAUAUUGUUGUAGAUGUCUGCUUGCUAACAGCUAAAAUCAUUUCCUGGAUGCUUUGUUCAUUUUCUACAUUUAUUUGAAUGGUUUUGGGUAAUAGAUCAGCUGAUUCCCCACAAAUUGACCCUAUGGGUAUUGAAAUUAUUAUCUUAAAGGUACUUAUUUCCACCAAAUAGGAAACUAGAAGUCGAAGUCUUGGUUUAAUUGGCACUGCUUUUAGAUUUUGCAUUAGGUAUAACUAAUGUAUCUAAAUUAGAUAUCUAAAUUAGAUAUCUAAAUUAGAUAUCUGUUUAUAGUUAAGACCCUAGCAGGCAGGAAAUAUAAAAUAAUGUAUCAGGCUGCUCUGUGCUAUAUAUAAGAUGUUACUAAUACUUUAUAGUAAUUAAUUGGUAUUAUAGAAUAACCUGCAUGGAAAUAACCGUUAUUCUACUUGCUAGCUUCAAUUUUAAGCUCAUAUGAAUCAAUCUGCAUGAGCAGAUGCUGAAAAAUUAUGGUAAAAAUGGAAUAAUAUUUUAAUUAUAUACAAGAAUCUAUUUUACUGGAUAGAAAAUGUGCAGUAUGUGCUGCAUACUUAUAUUUUUAAUAAUUGAAGAUUAAUUUCUAACAUGUAGAGUGAAGUCAUUAAACCCAUGAAAUAGAUGUUAGACUAAUACACAUUAGUAGCCGUCAUUCCAUUGUCUUCUUUUGUGUCUAUUUGACUAUUACAUGUUAAUAAGUAUUUUUUUUAUUAUUUCAUGGGCUAAAUGGCUUUUGCUCUGGUUCACUUCAUUCAGGAGUUUUUUAUACUAUAAAUAUUAUAUACAGUGCAGUAUUAGUCUAAAUUAAGAUGUUGAGGUUUAUUACUCUAUCUGCAAAAACCAAAUAAUAAAAUUCAUACUUCAAAGAUAAUUUUCGAUAUAGUUUCUUAAUAGAUCUUUUCCAAGAUGGGAGAGCUAUUAAAAAGUAUUUGGCAAGAUCUCAUGCGCACAUUGGAAAGCACAUACAAAACUUUAAAAAUAGGUUAAUGAAGGUAUACUUUGAAGUUUCUUUUAGUUCAGUAGCAUGAUUAUUACUUUUUGAAAAAUUAUAGUUCACUUCAGACAAAGUCUUUUCUUCAAGUGUCGUAGAAAUGGUUUUCAAAGGUUCCUUAAGAACACUGCAUGAAAAUGCCUUGAUUUGAUGUCUGUGCCUGUGAGAUUUAUGAAAACGUUCACGCAUCUUGGAAAUCUUCUAUUAGAAUUGAUCUGUAUUGGUAUCGAACAACACCGUGGUACAAUAGCAGAUACGCAGUUGCCAGUGGCUUAGUCUGUUUUGUAUUGCAUUGAUCCAUUAGCUUUCCUGGGUUCACAAGGCUCUCUUGCUUUAGUGGUUCCCAGUCAUAGUUUUCAUUUAAGCUACAACCAGGAAACAAUGGAGCAAGAUAGCCUCCAUAACCUUGGGUACCCAUAAGUGUCACUUAAAUGACUUAAAAAAACUAAGGAAUAUUUGACAGUGGACUCAAUAGCUGUUUCAUCCAUUUCUUACCACAACAUUUUUAGGCAUUUUUUGACGCYACCGAGCAUGACAGGGCAGAAAAAUGGGUUCUACUUUCAACGUUUAUGCCUUAAUAAGCUUUGUAUUUCAUAAACAGGCUCUUUGGGGCUGAUUAACAAAAUACCAAAAUUUGGGGAAAUUCAAGCAAGGCGUUUUUGAGAUAAAACGCCCUGAACGUUGGGAGAGAUUAAAUUUUUUUUCAGCACAAAAACUAACAUUUUUCACUAAUACCUCGAAGUAGAAUUGCUCCAGGUUAGCAGAAUUUUGUAAAAAGUUUAAAGCACAAGAGACACAAAUGAAGCAUGAAUGAAAGUAGCAGCCUUGUCAUUUUUCUGCUCUGUCACCAAGCAUUGUGUAGAGUAGAUGAACAAGUAUUCAUGCAUAGUUACCAAAAAUCAAAAAGUGAAAUUAUUAAUCUUUGAAAUACAAUGCAGUAAAGCAUGUCUUCUUGUGAUAAAAUGUUUUUUAAUCUUAUAUGACCUUAAAAGGCAAAAUUUAUUAGACUGGACUUGCAUGGUGGGGAUGAUGAAAUGGAAAAAAGGAAAUUUGCCAUUCUGCAGUUGUCCUCCUUAGACAGUACAAGCAUGAACACUAGUGCUUGUUAUGGUAUAAAAAAUAUAUAGUGCCAACAUAAGGCUAGAAAAAAAUAUUUAGGUAGUGAUUGAUUUGGUGUGGUAUCACUAAUUUACUACAAGUGCUGGCAUAUUAUAAUGUUUCAAAAUGAGAUUGUUACUAUUAUUUUUGAUUUAAACAUAUUUACUCUAAACAUUAACCCCAAGAGCAAAAGUGAAGAAGAAAUUCAUAUUAAACGAGAAAAUUCACAGAUUCUUCAAACUUUUCAGUGGUCACUAUUUGCCCAAGAGGGGUGGAAAGCAAAGGACACCCUGCCAGCAGUAACAUAACUGUUAAUUUUUUACUCACUUUUCUACGUUUUCAUGAAUGUUCUUUCUGAUUUGUACAAAAAGGUAGUUAUGCUUGAAGUAUACUAUAAGGUCCACUUGACCUUCAAAACAAGAGGCUGUGGUAAUUUGUGGCUUGGCCAGGUCAAGUUUGACAAAAGCACUUCCGGUUAAGACCCAAUGGAAAGUGCACUGAACUACGGGUGUGAGAACAGCUUCAUCGGUACUAGAGGCAGUGUUACUGACGAACUAAUGCGUGGGAAAGGUAGAUAGAGGAUGAACAUUCUUCGAAUACGUUGUUCUUUGUAUAGCAGAGGCCACUUCUGUUUUGGUUCUAAGUACGAGGUGAACUAAAACAACUUCCGUUUUAGUUUCGCUAAAGUAGAAGUAAAAGUGCAUGCAAAGUGUUGCGGCUGUGAAAACAAAGCCUUGGUACGUUAUUGACGAACUCACUACGUGUGAAAGGUGAAAGCGAAUCCAUUGCCUUGCAGCGCCAGGGAGGAUCAUCGAGUACUAGCGCACGUGAAACGGGAAUACAGGAUGAAAACGUUGAAAUGCGAUGUUCGUUGUUUAGCCAGGUCAAGUUUAACAAAACCACUUCCGUUUCGGUCCUAAGAAAAGGUAAAAGUGCAUGGAAUGUGCUACGGUUUUGUUUAUUAAAGCCAACAGGUGCAUGUGAAACGUGUAUUCGGAAUGAAACGCUGGAGUGCGGUUUUCAACCCAAAAAGAGAUCGUCGCUCUUUUCAGUCUUAGUGCCUUUUUAAUUUUUCAAAAAUCAUCUCACGCAGUGACUUUUCUUAACUUUUUAAGACCAUCUAAGUGCUUUGAUACUUUUAAAGACUAAUCGUGCCUUUUUGACGGUUCUAACUUAAGCCCCGUUUACACCCCGUUUUUUUUUUUUGUGAUUUUGUCCAUAAUAAAUAAUGGCAAAGAACUUACUUGUAAAGUUUUUUUUCAGGAUACCAAGAUUUUCCUAGACGAAUGUCUCUUUUGUAGGAUGAGACAAAAGAUUUCAUAUUUCCGAAAAUUGCCACAAAAAUUGCAGCAAAAUUCGCCGCAAAAAUCGCCAGUGUAAACGGGGCUUUAGAAACAUCGCAUUGCUUUUUCAGUUACUUCAAGUAUCUUUAAAACAACCUUCGUAGUCUCUGUAUCUUUCUACGGGUUUUUUAAAAACCAUCUCAGAGGAUUUUUAUUUAUUUACAUUUUUUAGUGAUACUGACUUUACAGGUCUAUAGGCCCUAAGCUACAAAUAAGUGUUUUACGAGAUAGCUGGAAAACUAUAACUUAGACUAGAACAGUACAUAAAAAAUAAAAGACUUUACCUUA